AUGGUCACGUCCAUUCGACAACCGAUAGCAAAUAAUGUGAUAGUGUCUUCGUCACAGCCGCCGGCCUUACAUCCUGUCUAUCCUAAUGGACAGCAAGUCAGAGCUGGAUUGAUUAGACAACCUGUGCAAGUACGAACCCUAGCUCCCAGCCAAAUACGACAGCAAAUGCCAGUCCGACCGGCUCUCCCACUCCAAAAGCAACUCGGAGCCAUCAAACAGCAGGGGACGAAACCAGCAGUGCCUUCUAACCUCAAGCCGUUAGCCAAAGACAAAGAGAAGAAAACGUUCUCUUCGGCGUACACCGGAGAUGACGACAUCAACGACGUGGCCGCCAUGGGCGGCGUCAAUCUCGCCGAGGAAACGCAAAAGAUCCUCGGCUCCACCGAAUUCGUAGGUACCCAAAUUAGGUCUUGUAAAGAAGAAGUGAUGUGCUCGAUGCCGCCCCUCCAACAACGGAUACGACAGGCGAUGGCCAAGCACGGCUUGGACGAACCCGGCACGGAUGUAGCGGCGUGUAUAUCGCACGCGGCCCAAGAGAGGCUCAGAGAUCUCAUAGAAAAAUUGUCCGUUAUUUCUGAACAUAGGUUGGAUAAUAUCAAGACGAAUACGCGGUACGACAUUACGAACGAUAUUAAAGGUCAAUUAAAGUUUCUCGAAGAUCUUGACAAAGCCGAAAGGAAGAGGCACGAGGAGAUGGAGCGGGAGGUGUUAAUGAGGGCGGCGAAAAGUCGGUCGCGGACCGAAGACCCCGAACAAGCUAAAUUGAAGGCGAAGGCGAAAGAGAUGCAGAGGGUGGAGAUGGAGGAGUUGAGGCAGCGAGAGGCUAACGCGACGGCGUUGCAGGCGAUCGGUCCGAGGAAAAAGCCGAGGAUGGACGGUGAAUUAGCCAAUACAACCCAAUCGAACGUGGGAGGUCCGGGUAGUGGUCUGCGAGGACAACUUCCGCUCCGGCAGCGCAUGAAGAAGGUGACCUUGCGCGACAUUCAGUUCCUGUUCGAGACAGAGAAGGACCUCUGCAAGAGUCGCAUCUUGUACAAGUCCUACCUUAAGUGA
This is a messenger RNA of Diabrotica balteata, 1053 nucleotides long. NCBI's taxonomy places the organism in Eukaryota, Metazoa, Arthropoda, Insecta, Coleoptera, Chrysomelidae. The record is from the annotation of a GenBank genome assembly.